Molecule: messenger RNA, 1750 nt
Organism: Psammomys obesus (fat sand rat)
Lineage: Eukaryota; Metazoa; Chordata; Mammalia; Rodentia; Muridae
Gene: R3hdml
Product: R3H domain containing like
Exons: 5
Coding region: 829-1590 (253 amino acids)
Source: RefSeq, a predicted model, not a curated record
GCUCCCUGGGGACUGUUAAAGUCGCUGCACUACCAGGGUAAUUGCAGAGGUCCCCUGACUUCUCCAGCACCUCCUGCCACCUCCUGGGGCUGCCUGUUCAGGGUAUGUGCCCCCAGGGAACCUGAUGCCUAGCCUCCUCUUUCCUCUCCUGUCCUCUCUCCUCUCCUUCGUUCUAUUCCUCUUUGCCUUUAUUUCUCCCACGUUCUUCCUUUCAUUCCAUCAUUCUAGCUUUCCUUUCCGCCCUCCUUCCUACUUCUUUCACAUUCCUUUCCUCCUCCUCCUCCUUUUUUCCUUCUCCUCUCCCCCUUUCCUUUUGUUUCUCUUGCUUUUUUUUUUUUUCUUUUUCUGACCUCUGGUGUCCUUUCCGCCUCUGUGUCAUCCUCUGCUGUCUGUCCUUCCCAUGUCACCCCCUCCACCCUGAGGCUGCUGCCCUCAGAAAAAGGCCUGUCCUGCUUCUGUGGGCAACUACCGAGCCCAACAUUAUGGGACUGGUGAAGAAGGUAUUUGGCCACAGGGGAUAGCCGUCUGCCUACUGGGCAGAUGUGACAGAGCCAUGGCUUUGAGGUGGUAGCACCUUCCCACUCCAGUCUGAAUUAGCCACUGUCUGGGCACUUCUCAUCACCUAACCCACUGAAUCUACUGGGGAGGAAGGAGGAAGCACUGAGUACCUAGACCAGAGCUGGGUCAGAGCAUCUCUGCCAAGUUCCCAGGGAGCAUUCUCUGGCCUGGCAGUGCCAAGGAGACCUCUCAGGGUUUGGCAUUCUCACACCCACCUCUUCCAGGCAGCGGCUCUAACUACACCAGACAGGUAUACCAUCCCAGACAGCUAUGCCUCUUCUGUCCAGCAUCGUGGGCCUUGCAGGCCUUCUCCUCUGGACAGGCCACACAGUGGGGGCCUUAAAGAUGCCCAACACCACACUGGUCCAGGGCCAACCCAAGAACAUAGCCGUGUGGCCCCUGUCUGGCCUGGGGGUGCCUCGGCACCGCCGGAAGCGCCAUAUCUCUGCUCGGGACAUGAGUGCCUUGCUGGAUUAUCACAACCACAUCCGGGCCAGCGUACACCCACCUGCUGCCAACAUGGAGUAUAUGGUUUGGGAUGAGCAGCUGGCCAGGUCUGCUGAAGCCUGGGCCACCCAGUGCAUCUGGGCCCAUGGACCCUCACAGCUGAUGAAGUACGUGGGCCAGAACCUGUCUAUCCAUUCCGGCCGGUACCGUUCUGUGGUAGAUCUUGUGAAGUCUUGGUCUGAGGAAAAGCGGCAUUACUCGUUCCCGGCUCCAAAGGAUUGUACCCCGCACUGUCCUUGGCUCUGCAGCGGUCCCGUCUGCUCCCACUACACCCAGAUGGUGUGGGCAUCCUCCAGUCGGCUGGGCUGCGCUGUUCACACCUGCAGCAGCAUCAGUGUGUGGGGCAGCACCUGGCAACAGGCCGUGUACCUGGUCUGCAACUACGCCAUCAAGGGCAACUGGAUCGGGGAGGCACCCUACAAGACUGGGAAGCCGUGUUCUGCCUGUCCCCCCAGUUACCAAGGCAACUGCAGCAGCAACAUGUGCUUUUCCGGGCUCAAAUCCAACAGGCUCCCGUGGGUCUGAGCUGGCCCAGUGCUAUGGCAUUCCAGGCUGGGGCUGGCCCUGGAAAGACUCCUCCCCAAAGCCAAAAGGGAGAGGAGGAGUUGGGGAGGCCCUACAGUUCUUUAUAAAUUCCUUUUCUUAAAUGUUCAAUAUAUAUCAAAGGAGUUUUCUCUCCCUUCCU